This is a messenger RNA of Synchiropus splendidus (mandarinfish), 1281 nucleotides long. Its product is annotated as gastrula zinc finger protein XlCGF17.1-like. The coding region runs from base 49 to 1053 and encodes 334 amino acids. The transcript is spliced from 2 exons. Lineage: Eukaryota; Metazoa; Chordata; Actinopteri; Syngnathiformes; Callionymidae. The record is from RefSeq and is a predicted model, not a curated record.
CGAGCUACUGUCAUUGAGGGCUCGCUUCUAUCGUCAAGAUCGUAUUUCAUGCCCAGGACCGUGAUGGAUGCACAACGAGAGAUGGACGGUCAGAGAACACUGGAUGUGGAUCAGAAAGCUGCGGCCCAGAUAAACGACAGAGAUGUCCACAAGCUGCUGGUUAAAGAAGAGGGGCCGCCAGAGAAGAGGGAUUGGAUCCUCAGGCGGCACCGGAGAGAACCAUGCCAAAUUAAAGAGGAGGAGCAGGAGGAGGACAUCACCAAGGACUGCUCAAAUUCUUUACUGACAGAGGGUGAGAGUGGAGGUCUGUCCUCACAACUUCAUCGGCAAGAGAGGGACCCUUCACAAUGCUCCUCAACUCAACACCUGAAGAGAGAAGUUCACGGAGGACCAGAACCAGCCUCAGACUCAAAUCCACAUCUAAACUCUGGACACCAGAGGUCGCUGUCUUCUGAAUCUGACACUGAUGACAGUGAAGACUGGAGGGAAACCUGCACCCCUGUGUGUUCAACCUCUGCAGAAAACUCAACCACCUGUGAUAAAACAGGGGUUGGUCAAUCUCUCACAUGCAUAGGCUGUGGGAGAGUUUGUUCCUCCAAGAGAGGACUGAAUCUGCACAGAAACGCCUGCAGCGGAGGGUCUUUUACUUGCACAGUUUGUGGAAAAUGUUUCACUCAACGAGCUUCGCUGAAAACUCACAUGAGAAUCCAUACUGGAGAGAAACCCUUUGAGUGUUCUUUCUGCGGUAAAUGUUUCAAUCAGAGAGAAUAUUUGAAGACUCACGUGAGAAUUCACACUGGAGAGAAACCCUUCGAAUGCUCCUUCUGUGGUAAAUGUUUUAACCAGAGAGAAAAUCUGAAGACGCACAUGAGGAUUCACACGGGGGAGAAACCUUUCCGCUGCUCUCACUGUGGCGUAUGCUUCAGUUGGAGGGAAACGCUAAAGUAUCACACUAGAAGCCACACUGGAGAAAAACCAUACACCUGCCUAGAAUGUGGGAAAAGUUUUACUGCAUCAAGUCAUCUAAAGAGACACGAGAGAAGUCACACAUAAGAAUAAUUUUGAAGCGGCAUUUGUUAGUACGAUGUGAGUCCCAUGUUCUUAAAAUUUGGGACUUCAGUCGGAUUUCUGACACAGCAAUGUCUCACCUGGGAUCCUUUGUGUUAGCUAAAAUAAAUCAAGUGUAUUAAUUGCACAUCAUGAUGUUGCAAGACAGUUGAAGCUGCUUAUUGGAGUAAACAUUUCACACCAAGGGAAGAGGGCGUCUUUUUCUGGUUGUGU